GCUGCCACUCUUCCCUCUGUCCUGUCGUUGAAGCUCGUCUUCGCCCUCGUACCCAUCAACGUCAUCUCGAGCGCUCCAACAACUCGCGUCUGUAUUCUACGACGGUGCGGACCGAGUCCUCGAGAAGAAGCAGAACAGCCUGAAGACACGCGAGGGCCAGCAACGUUAAAUGUCUCCUAGACGCCCAGGCGGCGAUCCUGACCCGCGAGCAGCCGCUGGGCUCGGACUUGCAGAACACUGGUUCGGACGACAUGUCGGCCUCCAUGACGAGGACGCCUGCGCCUUGUGAAUCCUCAUUUGGCGGACAGAGCCCACCCCUCGAGAUCUCCCUGGCGCGCCUUGACCCGGGCACCCAGAAGAAGCCGGCAUCUUUUGCCGGCAUUGUUGCAACACAUCGUGCCAGCCAGCAGGCUGUCAGUGAUCAAUCGGACGACUAUGACGAGAGCGCCAUCGACGAUGACGACUCGGACUCAGAUUGGCACUCGAUCAAGAGCAGCCAGUCCAGCCAAGACGACCGGAUAACAUUCACGCGUAUUCCUUCCAAGUCUGCCCUCACGUCUCAGCAAUCCCUUAUCAGCCUCAUGUUCGCGGGACAGCGCCAGGGUACUAAGGCCUCCAGCAGCCAUACGUCGCAGUCGACACGUGCGAUACCCCAACGUUCGCGGACUAUGCAGGCCAUAUCGACCAUGGCCAGGUCUCCCAACGACUCUGACGAGGAUCUCCAUAUGAAGAAGGGCAUACGCCCGCCUCAGCUGAAGCGCAUCAACGAGAUCCCUCGAUCCCCUGCACAGCCCAUCACCGCCCCUACGCAGCCUAUCCGCCCGCGUGCAAUCGUGCUCUCACCUCGCACCACACGCCUUAACAUGCUAGCGAAUGAGCUCACCGAGUCUCUUCGCCGCCAGCUGCUCUGGGAGAGGGAGCACAAGACCAAGACCGCGAAUGCUGUGCUCAAGAGGCGACACACUUCGCUCAACGUUGCUAACCUGAAGCAGUACCCCGAAAAGGUACAUAUGAACAAGGCGGCCGAUGAGCCCUCGACGAGCUGGAACCAGUAUUUCAACCGCGACACUCAGGGCGGCUACCACGCUCAAGGCUGGUAA
Molecule: messenger RNA, 1100 nt
Organism: Microdochium trichocladiopsis
Lineage: Eukaryota; Fungi; Ascomycota; Sordariomycetes; Xylariales; Microdochiaceae
Exons: 3
Coding region: 252-1100 (282 amino acids)
Biological process (GO): negative regulation of transcription by RNA polymerase II; regulation of nitrogen utilization; mitochondria-nucleus signaling pathway
Cellular component (GO): cytoplasm
Source: RefSeq, a predicted model, not a curated record